UCAACAGGGCUUCAUAUCUAAUGCUACAAAUAGGCUGGGAACUCUGGGACAAGAUCUCACCACUUCACCUCCCGAUCAAAAAAAAUCUGGUCUCUAUCUGCUAACAAUGGCUUCAUUCCCUGUUCACUACUUCCCCUUUCACCAGCCACCUCCAUCUCCGCCUCAGCAUCUCUCCCCGCCCGCUCCUCCGCUUCCAAACUUUUCCCCGCCUCCCUCUCCGCCUCAUCAUCUCUCCCCGCCCGUUCCUCCGCUUCCAAAUUUACCCCCGCCCCCUCCGGGCCAUCCAUUUCACCCGUCUCCUCCUCCUCCUCCUGCUGCCAUUCCUCCACCGCCGCCACCUCAUCCACAUUCGUCACCCCCUCCCCAUCCCCAUGUGCCUCCACCGCCUCAUGUUCUUCCUCCUCCUCCUCCUCCUCCUCCAACGCCGGCUCACCACCAUACUGUCAUCAUUGUGGUCUUUGUCUCCCUGGGGGGCCUCUUCUUCCUUGCUUUCAUGGCUGCCGCUCUCUUCUGCUGCGUCAAGAAACAGAAGAAGAAGGCAUCUCAGAAGACAGAGAUCACCGAGUUUGACGAACACGUCAGAGUUCAGGAAGCCAUAGUGCCUGGACCUCACAGGGAGCCGACAAGAGUGGUGAUGCUUGAAGAGGACAUUCAUGUCCGCGAAGACAUUCAUAAGACUGAGAAGUUAGGACAAGCUUCUCAUCUGAAUUCCACUGCAGACCAUUUGAUCGAUAUGUCUUCAUCGAAACCAUCAGAGUCCACCCAUCAUCAUCACCGCCUUACUGAGCAUAAGGCCUAAGAUACUGGAAGGCUGUUGUACCAUCAAACUGUUUAUUCACUCCCGUUUCAAACGGGUUAAUAAUGAAGAUUUGUUGUAUCUUUUAUCUGCUUUUUUAAACUUGGUAAUUGUUUCUCUUCCAUAUGCCAGAAAAUGAUAACUGUUCUCCUUCACAGUGGUCUUUGUAA
Tarenaya hassleriana is the source of this 966-nucleotide messenger RNA. Its product is annotated as leucine-rich repeat extensin-like protein 3. NCBI's taxonomy places the organism in Eukaryota, Viridiplantae, Streptophyta, Magnoliopsida, Brassicales, Cleomaceae. The coding region runs from base 107 to 799 and encodes 230 amino acids. Gene Ontology annotation, biological process: plant-type secondary cell wall biogenesis. The transcript has a single exon. The record is from RefSeq and is a predicted model, not a curated record.